Xyrichtys novacula (pearly razorfish) is the source of this 3188-nucleotide messenger RNA. NCBI's taxonomy places the organism in Eukaryota, Metazoa, Chordata, Actinopteri, Labriformes, Labridae. The record is from the annotation of a GenBank genome assembly.
AGAUGAGUCUGUCAUUGAUUUGGGCAGCGGUUCCAGUCACACACGCACAGGUUAUCUUGCUUUACUCAGACCGACACAAAAAACAUAUUCUUUUUGGAACUACAUCAAGAUCACCAAAAAUGUAAGUGACAAGUUAAAUCAAUUCUUACUCUAUUCAGAAACUUCAAGAUGAUUAAGAAUGGAUCACAGAUAAAUACUUGAACAUCAAUUUAAAGAUGACUGUAUUUUUUUAAGGAAUGCCUGCGAGCAUCUUUGUUUAACGUUUUAAAAUUCUCCUGAUAAAAUGUGUUGGUAUUAGAGUGGAUUUCUUAAAACAGACUUCUGUUUAGCAGACAGGGUAAAUGGUUGUAUGGUGUACUCUCACUUCAGCAUUCAGUGACAUCAGUCUAAACAGCUUACUGUACAUUUGUAUGUAUCAGUAUGAACUCAAUCCCCGUCUGAAAUAAGAUAACAGAAACUGAAAACCUCUGUAAAUGUUUUCAUAGUAAAUGCAAAUAAUCUCUAAUGGGAAUCAAGCCAGUGAUUUGUAUUUUAAAAGAAUAAAACAUUUCAGGAAAGUUACUUAUCAAGAGAUUUUUAAAAACACUUAAAAAAUGUAAGAAAACUGAAAUGAGUUAAAAUGAGUACCAACUAAUAAUAAAUGUUUAAGGAUCACAAUGUCUUGUCAAAUUACAUAUUGAUUACAAAAUAUUUUUAUUGUUUCAGAAUACAGUUUCUAAAAGGGAUCUAUACUGGGGGAUGUAUACUGCUGUACCCUUUUUACUAUUUUUCAUAGUUUCUGUCCUAAGUUUGAUUUUCAUCAAUAUGUCACUUUGAUUUGAGUCAGUUCAUCUGCUGUUUUAAAGGGAUGACAUUGGUCUGUUAAAAAGUUCCUUUAGACAAAUAAAUGUUUCAAAAAUUGUGCAAGCUUUUAACAGGAACAAAAUUUUCUCACUCUCUGAAUGCUACUUGUAAUUGAUGACCUUUUUUUGAGUUUUUACUUUUUUUUUUUUUAAAUAUUAAAACAUGCUAAAAAUAGAAAAAAUGCAUUUAAAAAUGUGUCUUUAAGAUCCCAGGAGGAGAUCUUAGAUGGUAAAAACAAAAAACUAAAGAUAAUAUUAUUAUCUAGCAAACAGAUUAGAAAUAAAAAAAAACAUGAAGAAGAUUAACUGCUUCCACACGGGUAUUUCAUGCAUCUCCACAUGUCACUCCAGUCGAGGGUGGGUGCCACACAAGGGAAAUGACAGCACUCUACAGCACCUCCCUUUUUUAUUUAAAUAUCCAAGCUGUAGCUGGGUUUAGGAGGGUAAAAAUACCAGAGCAAAAACCAGUGUGUGAUGAGAUAAAAAAAGAAAAGCAAAACUGUCUGAGUGUCUUUGAAAGUUAAAAUGGAUUGAACAUUAUACAUAUUACUGACAUCGUAACGACAGGGUUGAAUAGAGCUUUGUUGUGUGCUGCUUACAAGUCAGAUUACCGUCAAUUAGGAGGUCAUUUUGUGGAUUACCUUAUGAGUGGCAUCAGCAACACAAUUUACCAUUGUGACCUACAUGGCCCUGUAGGCUGGUACAAACUGGGUCAGAGAGAAAGCAACAGAAUAUUGGUUACAUCACAGGGGACGAGUUUUUUGUAAUUUUGUUUUUAACUCUGUUGUACUUUGACUCUUGCUCACAAAUAUUUAGAAGCAAAGAACCAGAGCUCAAAAUGAAACACUUGGAAAAAAAACAAGUUUAGCGCCAAAUGGGGGAAGACUGCUUAAAGUAAUUCCACUUUUGAGAAGUAAUUGGCAGAAAAACAAACUCAUAAAAAAAGGAUUCUGGCUCUAUUCUGUCUUAAUGAUAAGUCAAGUUGCUACAGUUACUGGGCUUCUUCUUUUUCUGCUUGCUUUAUUAACGUUGUACUCUUGACCUAUUUUCAAACUAACCACCACUCUCCAUUUUCUCAGAUUCGACAUGAACACCUUUCUCUUCCUGAUGUGCAGCGUAAUGAUCCUGGGUGCACCGUUAUGUAAAGCGCAAAGCACUGCUGACCCUGGCACUUCUGGUAGUGAUGAAGUAGUGACGGAUUUACUCGAUGUUUCAACAGGGGAUCCUAGCUACGUAUCUAGUGUGGGCAGCACUACUGCAGUCAACAGCUUGUUGUCCACUCGGUCACCUACAACUGUCUCCAAAAGUCACAGCACUUCAUCUUCUGAUGGCUCAACACUCCCCAACUCAUCCAGUGGCCUUUUCUUUAAUGAAGAAUGUCUUCUAGUGUACAUGGUGGCUGGCGGACUGAUCUUAGUCUGCUUUAUUCUGCUGCUCUCUACUUUGCUCUUGGCUUGCAGAGUGUGCCGCUUGAGCAGACGCGUCAAGGAGCUGAGCAGCAAUGAAGACCUAGUCAGCACCGUUGAAUACCGUAUGGGGACAGACAAGAAGAACAAGAGCAAACCAGAAAACGAACCCGAGGAGACUGCCGUGCUGAUGUCCGACCUGAGUCACACCAAGGAGGAGAUGGGUAAUGGCAACACCAAAGAAGAAGGGGAGAAAGAAGUCAAGGAUGGGCAAACAGGAGAUGAGAGUAAGACGGAGGGUGGAGAAGCAAACAAGAAUGAGGAAGCUGCAGCUUCACCUGCAACUGCUGCAGAGAGUUCAACUCCCUCAAAGGGGCAAGAGGAGACAAGUGAAUUCCCAUCUGCAGACGAGGGUGCAGAGGAACCAAAGGAUGUGGUGUAGAGUGUGUGUUUAAAGCCAAGGUUUCCUGAGCAGCUAUCUUCACUUCCUUAAAGCUCUUUUAGACACAUUGACUGUACGUUAAUACUUUUUCCAGCAGCUUUUGCUUAGAGAUAAGAUACUGAUACUGUAUUAUUUUUAGCUUGUGUGUUUUGAAAAGUGUAUUACCGUAAUUUGAUGACAGAAUUUUUGUACAAAUGGAUAUGCAUCUUUCACUCUUGACUUCAAAUUUAGAUUUAUGACACAGCGCAUGCUACAUCUAUUAGAGUCAAACCAUAAAUUGUGAAGUGCGGCUUUAAUUUAUGUUACUACUUCCUUUGAAGUGGUUAUGUGCGUGCAUGUUAGAGCGUGUGUCAAAGAGAGUGAGACAGAGGAGCCUGCUUGAUUAGCAGGCAGAGACUGUGCCUCCUCCGGGCAGUGCCACUCAACUCAGAAAGAACGCUCUCUUUCACCUCAGCCUGAGCUGACAAAGCUGCACAAUAAACCUUUAUACAAAACCAA